CUUCCUUCCAAACCCAGGCAAUCGACUCCUCUGUUUGGACCCAAAAUCUUCUGUUUCUCACUUCUCUCCAUGACUCUCUCAAAAUCAAUCUUUCAAUUUUCUAUUGCCAUGUUCAAGGACCCAUUACCAAGUUACAGAUCCUUUGGCCUAUUAGAUUCAUAAUUUGUUUCAAAGGAUUUGGUUAUGUUUGUUCUUAAUUAGUUAUCGGAGAGCUUCAAGUUGUGGAAAUGUGUGGAGUGAAGAUUAGAAUUUGCUGGCUGCAUCAUGUUCUAUUUCUUCUUAUGUUCGUUUUAUGCUUAUUGCCUUGUGCACAUUGUGUGGAUGAGGAUGAUUAUAGUCAAACCGGAAACCCAGCCUUGCUUCCUGUUAUCACAGAGAUGAUCUAUAACCGACUUUCAAAUCUCAGCAGAAUAUUUAGUGAUGCUAUAUUGGAGACAUCUGCUUUUUGCGUAAAGGAUGUGAAAUCAGACUGGGAUAGGGCAUUCAAUUUUAAAGGAAAGUUGGAUUUCAUAAGCAAUUGUAUAAAGAAGACUAAAGGGGAUAUCACACACCGAUUAUGUACAGCAGCAGAAAUCAAAUUCUAUUUCAUUAGUCACUUUCAAAAGGGGGCAACAGAUGCCAAUUACUUAAAACCUAAUAAGAACUGCAAUUUGACCUCUUGGCCUUCUGGAUGUGAACCAGGAUGGGGUUGUCUUAAUAACCAGAAUGAGAAAGUUGUUAUUGAAAAUUCGAAGGACAUGCCUGCAAGGACUCGUGACUGUCAACCUUGUUGUGAGGGGUUCUUCUGUCCUCAGGGUCUCACUUGCAUGAUACCUUGCCCAUUAGGUUCCUAUUGUCCAGCUGCAAAACUCAAUAAAACAACCGGAGUAUGUGAACCCUAUGGUUAUCAAAUACCUCCCGGACAACCAAAUCAUGGUUGUGGUAGUGCGGAUACAUGGUCUGAUGUUGGUAGUGCCAGCGAAAUAUUUUGUCCUCCAGGAUCGUACUGCCCAAGUACAACAGUCAAAAUUCCUUGCAGUAGUGGACAUUACUGCAUGAUGGGUUCCACCUCUCAAAAAUCAUGCUUCAAGUUGACUACCUGUAAACCAAAUACUGCGAACCAAAAUCUCCAUGCUUAUGGGGUCAUCCUUAUUGCUUCAUUGACUACUCUGCUUCUCAUUAUUGUUAACUGCUCAGACCAAGCUCUGUCUACACGAGAAAGAAAAGCAGCAAAAUCCAGAGAAGCUGCAGCAAGGCACGCGAGAGAAACUGCACAAGCACGUGAAAGGUGGAAAUCUGCAAAAGAUGGUGCCAAGAAACGUGGAUUUGGAUUGCAAGAACAGUUCUCCCGAACAUUUUCUCGUCAAGCUAAACCGAGGUCAGAGGAUAAUUUAUUACCGCCUAUGCCUUCAAGUGCAUCUAACCAAUCAUCUGCAGCUGUAAAAACAAAGAAAAAAGAAUCAAGUAGCCUAACAAAAAUGAUGCAAGCCCUUGAGGAUGAUCCACAUAGCAAUGAAGGCUUUAAUUUGGAGAUUGGAGAUAAAAAUGUAAAAAAGCAAAUGCCAAAAGGUAAACAGUUGCAUACUCACAGCCAAAUUUUCAAGUAUGCAUAUGGUCAACUCGAGAAGGAGAAGGCUAUGCAGCAGGAGCAAAAGAACCUGACCUUCUCAGGGGUAAUCUCAAUGGCUACUGAUAAUGAUAUCAAGACAAAACCAGUGAUAGAGGUUGCUUUCAAAGAUUUAACCCUUACUUUGAAAGGUAAAAAAAAACAUCUUCUUAGAUGUGUCACUGGGAAACUCAUGCCAGGCCGAGUUUCCGCUAUCAUGGGUCCAUCAGGAGCUGGCAAGACAACAUUUCUUUCUGCUUUGGCAGGAAAAGUAACUGGAUGCACCAUGAAAGGUGUAAUUCUCAUAAACGGUAAAAAUGAAUCCAUUCAUUCCUAUAAGAAAAUUACUGGUUUUGUGCCACAAGAUGAUAUCGUGCAUGGAAACUUGACAGUGGAAGAGAAUCUCCGAUUCAGUGCAAGAUGCAGAUUAUCUGCUGAUAUGCCUAAAGCUGACAAGGUUCUGGUAAUUGAAAGAGUUAUCGAGUCCUUGGGAUUACAGGCAGUAAGAGAUUCUUUGGUUGGGACAGUGGAGAAGCGAGGAAUUUCUGGAGGCCAGAGGAAACGUGUGAAUGUUGGACUUGAAAUGGUCAUGGAACCUUCGCUAUUGAUUUUGGAUGAGCCCACAUCAGGUUUGGACAGCGCAUCUUCUCUGUUGCUUCUAAAAGCACUACGACGUGAAGCUCUUGAAGGGGUAAACAUCAGCAUGGUAAUCCAUCAGCCUAGCUAUGCCCUGUUCAAGAUGUUUGACGAUUUAAUACUUCUGGCAAAAGGUGGUCUUACUGUGUAUCAUGGUCCUGUAAAGAAAGUUGAAGAAUACUUUGCUGGCCUUGGGAUUAUUGUACCAGAGCGUGUUACUCCGCCAGACCACUUCAUUGACAUUCUGGAGGGUAUAGUAAAACCAAACUCAAAUGUAACUCAUGAACAGCUGCCUAUCAGAUGGAUGCUACAUAAUGGGUAUCCAGUGCCCCCCGAUAUGCUGCAUUAUGCAGAUACACUUGGUACAGCCUCAACAGACUCAAAUACAGAUGAUAUAGAAGAUACUAGCGGUGCAGCUAUUGAACAGUCUUUCGCUGGAGAUUUGUGGGAGGACAUGAAAUCUAAUGUUGAGCUACAGAAAGAUCAUAUACAACACAUCUUUUUGAAGUCUAAGGACUUAUCCAACAGAAGAACUCCUGGUGUAACCCGCCAGUUAAGAUAUUUCCUUGGGAGGAUUGGCAAGCAACGACUACGAGAAGCUAGACUACAUGCAGUUGAUUAUGUGAUUCUAUUACUAGCUGGAGCAUGUUUAGGAACUCUUACAAAAGUGGAUGAUGAAACAUUUGGGACCACGGGCUAUACUUUUACUGUCAUUGCUGUUUCAUUGCUUUGCAAGAUUGCAGCAUUAAGAUCAUUUUCUUUGGACAAAUUGCACUACUGGAGAGAGAGUGCAUCUGGAAUCAGCAGUCUUGCCUAUUUUCUAUCUAGAGAUACACUUGACCAUUUUAAUACAAUUGUCAAACCUUUGGUUUAUUUAUCCAUGUUCUAUUUCUUCAACAACCCUAGAUCAACUUUUACUGACAAUUACGUUGUUUUGGUCUGCCUUGUGUACUGUGUGACUGGCAUAGCUUAUGUACUUGCGAUCUAUCUUGCACCUAGUCCUGCCCAACUGUGGUCAGUACUUAUCCCCGUUGUCCUGACUCUCGUUGCAACUCAGGAGCAACAAAGUGUAUUUGUGAAGUUUUUGGGAAAUUUGUGCUACCCAAAAUGGGCAAUGGAAGCCUUUAUCAUUGCAAAUGCUGAAAGGUAUUCUGGGGUCUGGCUUUUAACUCGCUGCCACUCGUUGUUGUCAAACAGCUAUAAUAUUGGUCACUGGAAUCUUUCUCUACAACUUCUCAUUCUUACCGGCAUACUCAGCCGUUUUGUAGCUUACUUUCUGCUAGUCACCUUCCAAAAGAAGUGAAUUGGGAAUUUAACCCUUCAUGUUCAUGUAGUAUUUUGCUAUAUAGAAGAUUAGAGAAGUGCAGUCUUCAUACACUAGUAUUAUAAGAACCCAGCAUGGUAUAGAACAGUACAACACAAACUCCUCCAAGUGACCCACAACAGGAUACAGUUGGCUAACAAAACAAAUUAUUCAGUGUAGAGUCAGGUGUAAUGACCCAACUUAGGUUUUGUGAUCAUUUUCUUGUGUACAUUUACCCCUCUUAUGGGGAAGAAUGAAAGGGAAAUUGACAUUUUAUGUCUAGUUUUGUGUCUUGCUACCUAUGCUCAUUUUAUCUACAAUGACUAGAUUUAUCAAUAAAUUCUAGUAUGAUGAUUGAAUUU
Molecule: messenger RNA, 3886 nt
Organism: Hevea brasiliensis (rubber tree)
Lineage: Eukaryota; Viridiplantae; Streptophyta; Magnoliopsida; Malpighiales; Euphorbiaceae
Product: putative white-brown complex homolog protein 30
Exons: 15
Coding region: 228-3524 (1098 amino acids)
Molecular function (GO): ABC-type transporter activity; ATP hydrolysis activity; ATP binding
Source: RefSeq, a predicted model, not a curated record